UCACAACAACAGCGAUGGCGGCCGCGGCACGGUUCUUCACCCGGGGCGCACACUCGAAACUGUCCCUCGUCGCUGUCGGCGGCGGCGGCGGGGCCCACUGCUCCUUCGGGGCCGCUCUGCUGAACGCGUCGCCGACCUGCAACUCGCGCACGAAGACGCAGCGGAGACACGCGGCGCACUUUACCUUCCAGCCUGACCCCGUCCCGACACAGUACGGUCCAACACAGAAGAUGAACUUGUUCCAGUCAAUUACAAGUGCCUUGGACAACACCCUCGCCGCCGAUCCCACAGCAGUCAUCUUUGGGGAAGAUGUUGCCUUCGGUGGAGUAUUCAGAUGCACAGUGGGGCUGAGAGACAAAUAUGGCAAGGACCGAGUCUUUAACACUCCCCUCUGUGAGCAGGGGAUUGUGGGAUUUGGUAUCGGUGCAGCUGUUGCUGGUGCCACAGCCAUCGCUGAGAUCCAGUUUGCUGACUACAUCUAUCCUGCGUUCGACCAGAUAGUCAACGAAGCUGCCAAGUACCGCUACCGUUCUGGCAACCUGUUCGACUGCGGCAACCUCACCAUCCGGGCCCCGUGGGGCUGCGUCGGCCACGGGUCACUUUACCACUCUCAAAGCCCCGAGGCCUUCUUCGCCCACUGCCCGGGCAUCAAGGUUGUAAUACCUCGUAGUCCAGUCCAGGCCAAGGGGCUGCUCCUCUCUUGCAUCGCUGACCAGAAUCCAUGCAUCUUCUUUGAGCCCAAGAUCCUGUACAGAGCAGCAGUGGAGCAAGUUCCCAUGGAGUCCUACACCAUACCACUGUCGCAGGCCGAGGUCCUUGAGGAAGGGAGUGAUGUCACUCUGGUUGCCUGGGGGACACAGAUCCAUGUGCUGAGGGAAGUGGCAAACAUGGCCCAAGAGAAACUGGGGGUGUCAUGCGAGGUCAUCGAUCUACAGACCAUCCUGCCCUGGGAUGUGGAUACCGUUUGCAAGUCGGUGGUGAAAACUGGCCGUUUGCUCAUCAGCCACGAGGCCCCAAUAACCGGAGGCUUUGCUUCUGAAAUUAGCUCCACAGUGCAGGAGGAGUGCUUCCUCAACCUGGAGGCUCCCAUCAGCAGGGUCUGUGGGUACGACACGCCCUUCCCCCACAUCUUUGAACCCUUCUACAUCCCAGACAAGUGGAAGUGCUUCGAAGCGAUCAAGAAGAUGAUCAACUUCUGAACCCCCGUGAGAGCCAGCGUCUGGUAGCCCUGAACUCGGCGCUCUCCUUCUUUUCCUCUUCAUUCAUCCAGUCAUUGGAGUGCAGCCAGGAAAAGACACUUUUUGACCAUCAAAUCAAGGAGCGGUAUCCAGAUGGGCUGCAUGUCCUUCUGUAUCCUCCUGCUAAAAGACUGUUACUGUGCCUCUGGAGUGCGGAACCUCAUUCUGCUGCAAUGGAAAAUGGCUCGAUCUGGUCUAUACGAUGAAACUCGACUCAAAUAAAAGUACUGUGGGGAAAACUAUUUGGUGGCAUUUGCAUUUGCGACUGUCUGCCUUUUCUGUGCUGUUACUUCUGAUUGAAUGUGCUUGUGUCUUUAUUUAGUUUGACGUUAACUUGACACUAUUGUACUAAUACCAUGGACCUGUGGUUUUUAAGGAAAAUAAAAACGAAAUCAGAAUUGGUGAAUACA
Messenger RNA from Scophthalmus maximus (turbot), 1648 nucleotides. RefSeq names its product branched chain keto acid dehydrogenase E1 subunit beta (gene bckdhb). The transcript is spliced from 11 exons. NCBI's taxonomy places the organism in Eukaryota, Metazoa, Chordata, Actinopteri, Pleuronectiformes, Scophthalmidae. Gene Ontology annotation, molecular function: catalytic activity. The record is from RefSeq and is a predicted model, not a curated record. The coding region runs from base 15 to 1199 and encodes 394 amino acids. Gene Ontology annotation, biological process: branched-chain amino acid catabolic process; response to nutrient.